AUGUUAAUUCCAAUUAUUCUCGUCUUAGCUUUAGCAAAAUGCUAAGAUGAAGUUAUAAAUCAAGAUGGUAUUGAAACAAUACAAGAAAUCUCCCCAGAAGAACAACUUAGAUUGCUAUAGGAAUAGAAACUAAAGAAAGAGAGAGACACUAUUUAUUAUACGUGCAUCAUUUUAGCCAGAAUGCAUUUGGGAAAUUAUGGAAGUGAACUUGUUGAGAUUGUAGAUAAUCAAGCUUCGAAGGAAGAACAAUAAAGUGUUUGGAUUAAAUUAUAUACAACCCAUGCAAUUUCAUGUUCCAAAUAGCUCAAUUAUGAUGAAAGUGUUUAAGUGUUAUUAUAAGUGAGAUCUGAGGAAUUUGAUCAUUCAAGGUUGCCUGCCUUAUUUUCUGAGAUCGAUUUUAAUUAAUUCAGAAAUGGUUCUUGGGAAAGAGAAAUCAGUGAAUAGGAGAACGCAGUGUGGAAAUACAUUGAAGAUUUCGAAUCUGCAUUGGCAGAAGAUUCAAACAAAAAAAAACAAUAGGAGAGAGAGCGAGACGACGAUUACGAUGAUUUAGAUUUAGAAUACUUGAAGAUUGCUGCAUAGUAGACAAAAGGGAAACAUAGAACUCUAUAUGAUUAUCAACCAAAAUUACAAAAAGCCAACCUUUCAGAUAUUGUAUUCUUAAUACUUGUAUUUCUUUGCAUUGGAGCAGGUAUAACGUGGAUUAUACGGAAAUUAAAUUCAGCAGAUGAAUAAUAGAAAAAGAAGAAAACUAAACAGAAUUGAUUUUGUUUUGUAUAAAUUUUAAUAGUAUUAUAUUAAUGUGA
Paramecium tetraurelia is the source of this 806-nucleotide messenger RNA. RefSeq lists its product as uncharacterized. The transcript is spliced from 3 exons. The record is from RefSeq and is a predicted model, not a curated record. NCBI's taxonomy places the organism in Eukaryota, Ciliophora, Oligohymenophorea, Peniculida, Parameciidae.